Messenger RNA from Haliotis rubra (blacklip abalone), 3863 nucleotides. RefSeq lists its product as uncharacterized. The record is from RefSeq and is a predicted model, not a curated record. The transcript has 4 exons. NCBI's taxonomy places the organism in Eukaryota, Metazoa, Mollusca, Gastropoda, Lepetellida, Haliotidae. The coding region runs from base 420 to 2987 and encodes 855 amino acids.
GUGACUCUGGACCCACAUCGUGGUCGAUUGUUGUCACAGUACACAGUAUUGAUUCUUCGCACAUCACACUUUCAGUAAAGAAUGGUUGUUUCUACUCUUCCUGCUAAAGGCUAUAGACAUGAGACAUCUUGAAUCAAUUUGGUUUCCUACUGAAGACUUCAGUGUUUGCACAGUGUAUCGUGUUCAGUGGUUAGAGAGGCUGUUCUGUGGUGCAGGUGCUUGUGUUGUGAUGCUGUUGUGUUAACCUCCCUGCUUCACGGAUUUCACCAACUCUAGCUUCACUGUGUGGGUGUGUUUUCAUUUUCCUCUAUCACACUGUGUGGCAGAAGGUCGUAUUGGAGAACGGCGUCCUUGACAACACAGGUAUUUCCAAGGUCAAGCUAGUCACUUUCCAGAAGCCUUUCUACCACCUCUCCAACAUGUCCAGCUAUUCACGCGGGAGGCCAGGUUCCCUUCUGGAAUCAUCCAGCUCAGGACGUUCUCACUCACCCAGUCCAGUAAGGAAGACAUGGCCUCACCCAGAGAUCAAGAUGACCAGGGCACAAGAACUCAGACAGAAGCCUAUGCAAUCAUCUAGAAAACUCCAGGUCAAGCCUGGUCUUCCAGGUGAUGAGGGUCUGAUAGUAAGGAACUCCCUGAGCAGUCUUGGAUCUCAAGAGUCUUUUCACAUAUCCAGAUAUUCAACUUCAAACACCUCUAUAAGUUCUCUGGGUAGGGAGUCAUCUUCUUACAAAGCCCCUCAGAGUCCGAAGGGAGAGCCAGGUAAAUCGGUUAUAGACAGGUUAUACAAAGCACCUGAGGUCAAACAUGAUUUCUUGAGAAAGUCAAACAGAGGAUUGCCUGAAGGAAAUUAUCGGAGAAUGAACAGUGGUGAUAAAAAUUAUUCGAGAACUGUAAGACGUAAAGUAUAUGACUGGGUGAAUCGCAAAGUGAAAUCUCAGGAUGACGUCCGUGAUGAGACAAAAUAUUCGAGGGCAAGAACACAUAGAACAAGGCGAAACUCGUACCCACUAGGAGCAGACAACUCUGUACAUGCCCUUAGCGAUGAGGUGGAAAAUGGAUAUAAGGAACAUGGGCCACGGUUUAUACAGUUCUACUUUCAGAAGGGCUGGAGAUGGCUAGGUCCAAGGGUCGACAGGUUUCUAACUUGGAUAACUGUUGGUCCCAAACUUCCUGCUGCAACUAAUGAGGAACGGUACAUUUGGGAAGAGAGAGAGACCAUUGCGCAGCCGUACGAUCCCGAGGAGUCAUAUGUGGACAUGCUGGACAUGCUGUGUGGAGAGGUGACCAUGGACAAGUUCUCAGAAUUUGUCCAUGUAUAUGACGGAGAUGAUGUCCCCAAGCCUGUCAUUCCCAAGAAGGAACCAGAAGAAGUUCCUAAGCCUGUUGUGCCCAAGAUAGAACCAGAAGUUCCUAAGCCUUUAAUGGACCAUGUAGCCGUACAAACAGAGAGAGUCAAGUUUGAUGCAUGGACAAACACAUACAAACCGAUUAUGGUGAACAAACUUGUUGGAGCCGGAGCAAAGAAAAACAUGAGUACAAGCACUUCCGACCUGAGCAAGCAUGUGAAGGCACGGACUGCCGUGGGUACCACUACAGCUGAUCUCAGGGACCUAGCCAAUCCUCGGGGCAUUCCAGCAAUCCGUGUAGAUGCUGGUACAUCAACCAGUGACCUGUGCGAUGACUGGAGUGACUCCACUCUCACCCCCAGGGCAUCACCGGUCUCGGUGGUUCAGGAUGAUGUGUCUCCAGCAAACUACGAUUCCCUCUAUUCCGAGAACCUCAGGAGAAGUCUCAUUGACAAGGUGAACAAUUACUACAAGGAGAUUACCAUCAGCAACCUCCAUGGCAACAAGUGGGCAGACAGGAGGAGAUCGUCAAAGGCUGUGAUGACUGAUGAUGAAACAAUGGAGAUUCAUACCGAGCUGAACAAACUAGCCUCUGAACGGAUCGAGAUAAUAGAACUUCUUGCCUUACAUAUCCCCAACUUGCCAUCCUGUUUGACAGUUGAACUCCUUGAGGCUAAACUGAACUACUCUAUUGGGCAGACUGAUCAGUUGCUAGCCCUCCUAGAAGACUCUUGGGAACUUGAGGCCAGACUGCCAAACUCCACUCGAAGCAAGGAACUGGUGAACAUCACACAGGAAAUCAUUCUUCAAAGCAGAGUUGAACUUGAAGAGUCCAAGAAGGCCAUCAAACUGUGUCUGGAUGAGGUGAGGCACAUUCAGGCUGGGGGACACAGCAGAAACAGGUUUCUCAACAGAGAGAUCAUGAAAAUGAAGAGAAGGGCUGAGAUUGAAGCUUUCAAGCUGGAAAGAAUGUGGGAACAACUGUUUUAUGAGAGGUCCAAAAAGGAAGAAAGGUUCCUAAGGUCUGUCUAUUCUGGCUAUGAAAGGUCCCCGUCUGUUUCCAGCACUGAUUCUGCUGUAGAUGCUAUGGAGAAAUAUGUUCACUUCUUGACGGAUCUCAGGAAGAGAAGUGCAUUGGCUGCCUCAGAAGAUGAGCUGAAUGAUCUGAGAAUGCGAUCCCCCCUGUCUCAACAUGACAUCAAUGACUACCAUAACCGCAGCUGGGACACAUACAGCCUUGCGUCUACAUCAUCACAAGCCUCACAGCACAGGGACUACAUAGCUGAACUCAAGAGGCAGAUGGCUUUGGACAAGGAGCGAGAUUUUCCAUCCUCCCGAUCUAGAUCAGAGUCUCAUUGUAACUGCAGUUUCUCGUCCACUAACUCCCGGCUGUCCUCUUCCUCACAUGUAGAUUCAGGCCUGGGUCAGUCUUCUUCCAGCUAUGCAGCCCAGCCACAGUACUCCAGCAGCUGGUCCAAGAGGUACAUAGGACCUGGAUCUCUGUACACUGCAAGUUCCAAGUCAACCACUUACAGAAGCUCUUCCCAACAGCCCUCUUCACUGUACAUGUCUCAGGUUGACCACUUGAGCCCUACACGUCCAAGUUACAGGUCAGCAGGCAGGUACUCGGUCAAGUAGAAGAUCAACUUGUCCCUACUGUCCAAGAGGAUGCCAUACCAUUCUGGUAUCCUGGAUGCCAAGCACUAGUUAGUGGUAUUGCAGAUGGUAUGUAACAUGUAUUACCAACGUCUGUGUGGACACCAAUAUUCCAGUAUUGACGUGUUUCUUGCAAAGAGUGAAAAAUGAAGAAUAAAUUUGGCACUUAGGUUGUAAGCACACAUGGUCAUGUAUUCUAUGUGAAAUAUCAGUCUACUCUACACAUACCAGCUGCAUAUGCUGACAUGACUCAAGCCAUAAAUUGGAUGCUAAGGACAAAAUUAAGUGGUAUGCCGUCUGGCUGUGGUACAGGUCAGUAGGCAGGUAGUGUGUCAGCUUUCAAGCAGAAGAUCAUCAACACGACCUUUCAUGGCCAUGGCACAGAUUGGCAGGCAGCAGAUACAGAUCAUUGUUUCUGGCAUCUUUCCAUGACAGACUUUGUAUCAAUUUAUAAUACUUCAAAAGACAACACAUUUGAAAUCAAAUAUAAAUGUUUCGUAUUUCUCUACUUUGAAGUAUGCUGCUGAGUGAAUCUGUAAGACAAUUAACUAACCAUUACUACUAUUAUGUCCAUACCUAUUAAUUUUUAAGCACAUAUAUACCUACACUUUGUAUAGUUGUGACACAUGAGUGUAGAGUUAUCUCCCUUUAAUUCUUUACGUGGUACCUAAUCACAGAGUGUAGCAGUUUCAUGUGUUUCAAAGAUGUGCAUGUGCAAGUUGGAUGUGGACACACAAGAAAGAUGUGUAUGUACAAGAAGGAUGUCUACAUACCAGAAGGAUGUGCACACAAAAGAAGGAUUUAUAGCAGUGUAUGAAAUAAGUAAAAAAUUCAGCCAGACAUCAGGGCUGGUAACUU